GGCCAGAAAGACUGAGUAUCUCGACGUUCUAACCGGUGGAUUCUGGGAAAGACGGUACCGAACUUGGGCAAGAAAUAAGGAGUUUAAGACACCAGCGGUGUGAGACAGGCAUCCGAUUGGGAGGGCGGUAGAGGUGGUAAAAUGAUGCGCUUCCUGCUGCUGUUUAGCCGCCAGGGAAAGCUGCGUCUGCAGAAGUGGUUCACUCCCUUGCCGGAGAGAGAGCGGCGCAAGAUCGUGCGCGACAUGACUAUGAUGGUGUUGGCGAGGAGCCCCCGCUGCUGCAGCGUUAUCCACUGGAGGGACCUGAAGAUUGUUUAUAAGAGGUACGCCAGCCUCUAUUUCUGCAGUGCUCUGGAGGACCCCGAUAACGAGCUGCUGGCACUGGAGGUGAUGCAUCGUUACGUGGAGCUCCUGGACAAGUACUUUGGCAACGUGUGUGAGCUGGACAUCAUCUUUAACUUUGAGAAAGCCUACUUCAUCUUGGAUGAGUUCCUCUUGGGGGGCGAGGUGCAGGAGACGUCCAAGCUGCUGGUGGUGAAGUCCACGGAGGAGUCGGACCUGCUGCAGGAGACCAUGGAGGAAUAUAUGCGCAAGCCUGCCUUUUAGACCAUGACUGUAGCUACACUGCUGAAGCGCCCUGGGAAUUUGCAGGAGUUGCCGGCGUUCCUGUCUUAAAGGCAUAACUGCUCCCAUGGUGGCCCGAGGGGGACAUCGGUCUGCUGCAUGCAGACCGGAACAAUGUGAAAGCUGUGCUCUGGUGGCCUUAUUUUAUCUUAAGCCUAUUUCUGAUCAGUUUCAUUUGGCAAAAGUAUGUGUUGGGGUUUAAGGGAGGACAUAUUUGAUGUAAAAAAUGUAUGUAGUUGCUUUUGUGAUUGAUUUUUUUAAAUGUUGAUUUCUGGUGGAAAUUGGGAAAUUGUGAGAUGUAUUUGAAAAGAUAUCAUUUGUUUUACAUCAUGUUCUUUGAACAGCCUGCAUUUUCAGCAUCAGCAGCUUUCACGUUACUAUUAAUGGCUGUUUUUUUUUUGUAAUGGGUUUCGAACACUGGUGGAGCAUGAGCAUUUGCUAUGGCUCUAAUAAUAAUCUCAAAUGUAUGUGGGAUUAAUUCUUUGCACCCAUAAAUUCUUGCACUGUUUUACUCCCUCUUUCAUAUAUUUAUAUUUUUGUUUAAUCACCCACACCCGGGGGGCACAAUGUUUAGCACUAUUGCCUGAUACCUCAGGGACCAGGGUUCGAGUCUCUGCCAUGGCUGAACAGGUCAAGUGGUUUCAGAAAAUGGGUGGAUGGAACCACAUGCAGGUUCUGAAGGUACAUGAGUGGUUUUACCUGGAGGUGCUUUCAGAGAUUUGCAGGACCCCAGUACCUUUAAGCAUGGGGGGGUCAAUGUCAACUUUUAAAUGAUGCUGUGACACUUUGAUAUUGCCUUAUUUUUUAUGAAUAAAGGAGCAUUUCCUGUGGGUGA
This is a messenger RNA of Paramormyrops kingsleyae, 1459 nucleotides long. It is a transcript of the gene ap1s3a, whose product is annotated as adaptor related protein complex 1 subunit sigma 3a. Gene Ontology annotation, molecular function: clathrin-cargo adaptor activity. NCBI's taxonomy places the organism in Eukaryota, Metazoa, Chordata, Actinopteri, Osteoglossiformes, Mormyridae. Gene Ontology annotation, biological process: vesicle-mediated transport; intracellular protein transport. The record is from RefSeq and is a predicted model, not a curated record. Gene Ontology annotation, cellular component: membrane coat; AP-1 adaptor complex.